CCUAAUUUGAAUUUAGCUUAAACCCUAAAAUGGCCAAAUGGAGACUUGCGACUGCGACGCUCCGUCGACAUCUCCAAUCCCCAUCGCCUACUAUCUCCGCCUUCAAGGAUCCGACCAAAUCCUUGUCUUCCGCGGCUCAUCAUUGUACUCGCAGCUACAGUACAGCGCAGACCGAUGAUUCCAGAGGGAAAUGGCUAACUUUACCUCCUUUUUCUCCCACCAUCGAUGGCACCGCCGUAGGAAAGGGUCUCCUUUACGACGGAGACUCCGUCAAAGCUUCAACGGAUAACUCAAAAACGACGGCGCUUAGGUGGAUUCUUCGUUGUCGUCCAGAUUUACCCAGGACUCUCGUUCAGAAACUCUUCCGUUUAAGACAGGUUAGAAGAGAAAUGUCUUUGAGUGUUGAUGGUGAUGAACUACAAAGAAGCCAACUUAAAAGGGUGGCAGCUAAGGAAUCCUUGAAUGUAGGAGAUAGAAUUUACCUUCCUUUGUCGGUUGACAAUGAUACGCCGCCGACACCACCUGCUAAGAAAGAAAGCUUUAAAUGUAGUGAAGAAGAACGUAAAUUUGUUUGCAGUUUGGUGUUGUAUAAGGAUCCAGCCAUUAUUGUUCUGAAUAAACCUCACGGUUUGGCUGUUCAAGGUGGGAGUGGGAUCAAAACCAGUAUCGAUGAGCUUGCUGCCACUUGCUUGACAUUUGAUAAAUCAGAAUCUCCCCGGCUGGUGCACCGACUUGACAGAGACUGUAGUGGACUUUUGGUGUUGGCAAGAACACAGACGGCUGCAACAGUUCUUCAUUCCAUAUUCCGCGAGAAAACAUGUGGUGCAUCUGCAUAUGGUGUCAAAAAGAACAUAAAAUCCUUGAAAAGAAAAUAUAUGGCACUUGUGAUCGGGUGUCCAAGACGUCAAAAGGGACAGAUUUCAGCGCCACUCAGAAAGGUGGUUGUGGAUGAUGGAAAAUCUGAUCGUAUCACUGUUAAUGACAAUGGAGAACUCGUUUCUACUCAGCAUGCUAUCACCGAAUACCGAGUGAUUGAAUCUUCACCACAUGGAUACACAUGGCUUGAGCUUCGCCCUUUAACCGGGAGAAAACAUCAGCUUCGUGUACACUGCGCAGAAGUUCUAGGAACACCGAUACUCGGGGACUACAAAUACGGUUGGCAAGCUCAUAAAGCCAGGGAACCUUUUGUCUCUUCUGAAACCUCGCCGACCAAGCCAUCAUCAUCUCCUUUUGGCCUUGAUCUAGACGGUGGAGAUGUCUCUUCAAAACAGCCACACCUUCAUCUCCAUUCAAAGCAAAUUGAUCUGCCAAACAUAUCUCAGCUAUUGGAGAAAAUGCAGGUUUCUUCAGAUUCUGAUAUUUCGGAUCUCGAUAGCCUUAAAUUCGAUGCACCAUUGCCUAGUCAUAUGCAGCUAAGCUUUAAUUUGUUGAAAUCUAGAGUCGAAACUUGUGACAAAAAUUAGAUACUUUUUUCUUACCGAGCCUUCUUCUUUGUGUUCUUUGAGGCCCAAGUAUCUGUCUUUGGACCUGAAUAUUCUCAUACAAAAAAGGUUAAAUAAUUAUAUUUAAAUGAU
Molecule: messenger RNA, 1574 nt
Organism: Arabidopsis arenosa
Lineage: Eukaryota; Viridiplantae; Streptophyta; Magnoliopsida; Brassicales; Brassicaceae
Source: the annotation of a GenBank genome assembly